AUGCACAAGGACCUGAAAACUUGUACUCGGACCCUCUACCUCUGUCCAGCUGCUGGUCCUAUCUCUUUACAUGUUGAUCAAUACAUCCGGUGGCCGGAAGCGAUCCCAAUUCCAGAUGUUUCUUCUCCAACUGCUGUCAUGGCCUUCCAAAGACAUUAUGUUGCGAUUUUUGGUGCUCCCUCUAUCAUCAUGGCUGGUCGUGGCUGUAGUCGCAUCUGCAAUAAAGCCUAUCACCCGCCUGCCAAUAGAAUGGUGGAACGCCUCCACCGGCACUUGAAGGCCUCCCUCCGCGCUGCGGUCGAUCCAGAGAACUGGACGUACCAUAUUUCUCUGGUCUUUCUGGGCAUCCGUUCCUCCUUCAAGCCGGACGUUGACUGUUCCGCCGCUGAGCUAGUGUUCAGUGUCCCUGUCCGACUUCCCGGUGAGAUGAUUUUGCCAUCCCAUCCAGGUGCGGUCGAGGAUCCUGCGAACCCCCUACAUCAACUCCGGCAGUUUUUGUAG
Dibothriocephalus latus is the source of this 501-nucleotide messenger RNA. Lineage: Eukaryota; Metazoa; Platyhelminthes; Cestoda; Diphyllobothriidea; Diphyllobothriidae. The record is from the annotation of a GenBank genome assembly.